AUGACUCAAGAAAACUCGUUUUUGGUUGCGGAGACUGAUGCUGGCUUCAAUCCAACGCCAUUGAAGACUGACUUGGUGCACCAUAAUCCUUUUUCCAUUGCUCUAAAGAGCUUUGGCUGCAGGCAUGUGGAGAAAGAAAAAGAUGUUGAUGUUGAAAUAUGUAGAGGCGGCAAACAGUUAACCUUUCUACAACUGGAAAGGGAGUAUCAGGAUUGGCUUCUUCAAAUGCAAGACAGUUAUGAAAAAGAAAUCCAGUCUGGUGCGGAUCAGCCAGUACUUGUUGUCGGUCCUUUGAACAAGAAGGCACUAGGCAUAUCAUAUGAUGUUAUAAGGGUUCGUAAAAUUCUUAAGAGAAAGGGAGUAUUGUGGGAAAGUGGCCAGAGAAUCAACAUUCUUAAGGGUGCAUGUGCAGGGUUUCAUAAGAACAAUGUCUAUGCUACUUUAGAAUGUUUUUUGAUUGAAGGAUUUCAGGGGGGUUUUGGUGGAGAAGCUCGUAUUAUAUGCAGCUGACCUGCUUGUGCAGCUGCUUUCUAAGUUUCUUGUAGUUUUUGGUGUUAAUUCAUCAUUGUUUACUUAUAUACUUCAUUUCUGAAAUGGAAGUUCACUAGGU
Theobroma cacao (cacao) is the source of this 610-nucleotide messenger RNA. The record is from RefSeq and is a predicted model, not a curated record. NCBI's taxonomy places the organism in Eukaryota, Viridiplantae, Streptophyta, Magnoliopsida, Malvales, Malvaceae.